AUGCGGGCUUGGGCCGGAGGUUGCCCUGGCUUUACGCACGGGGGGCCCGCUGGCUGGCAAAACUUGGCCACCUACACCACGUGCGAAUCGAGUGGAAAGGACUGCACGAAGGUGGUGGGGGCAUCGUGGUUGUGGUACGACCAAGAAGAAACGUUCUGGAACUACGGCAGCAACUCGUGCAACGGGGGCUGGGCCAAGUGCGGCCACUUCUCCAACAUGAUGAGCCCCGAAGUCACGUCCAUGGCGUGCGGGUGGUCCGAAUGCGCCAACGGCAACUACGUCUGGUGCAACUACGACACCCCCGUGAAGAACCCCAAGGUGGGCAAAAUCACCGGCAUGACCAAAGCCGAGCUCAAAGCCAGCUUAACCGCCUAA
Aphanomyces astaci is the source of this 375-nucleotide messenger RNA. RefSeq lists its product as hypothetical. The transcript has a single exon. The coding region runs from base 1 to 375 and encodes 124 amino acids. The record is from RefSeq and is a predicted model, not a curated record. Lineage: Eukaryota; Oomycota; Saprolegniomycetes; Saprolegniales; Verrucalvaceae.